AUGCUCUCAAUCCUCAGAUACGCGUUGGGUGUCUAUCGCCGCUGGAAAGGAUCUGAAUCAAGGAUAAUUGUUUGCAGCUCCCCACCACCAUUUGAUGUCUUCAUAAAUCACCGUGGAGUGGACACAAAGCGCAACGUGGCUGCCUUGCUUUACGAUCGUUUCCUCCACCUAAAACUAAAUCCCUUCCUGGACUAUAGGAGCAUGAAGCCUGGGGAUGAACUCAAGGAGGUCAUUGAAACAGCUAUACGGAACUGUAAGGUUGGAGUGGCCUUCAUCUCUCCAAAUUACUGCACUUCUGAAAACUGUCUCCAUGAAUUGGCUCUCUUGAUGGAAUGCAAGAAGAAGGUCAUUCCCAUCUUCUAUGAUAUCAACCCCUCUGCUCUUGUUCUUGUGGACAAUGGAAGUUUUCCGGCCAAGCACCUGCAUAGGUUUAGAUUGGCACUUGAGCUAGCCAAGGGCAGGGUGGGCAUCUCUUUUGAUUCGUCCAUAGGGGAUUGGUCCAUUCUGCUGAAACAAAUUUCGGACCGCGUGAUGGAAGUCUUGAUAGAAUUGGACCAGCGUCAAUAA
This is a messenger RNA of Macadamia integrifolia, 567 nucleotides long. Its product is annotated as TIR-only protein-like. The transcript is spliced from 2 exons. NCBI's taxonomy places the organism in Eukaryota, Viridiplantae, Streptophyta, Magnoliopsida, Proteales, Proteaceae. The coding region runs from base 1 to 567 and encodes 188 amino acids. The record is from RefSeq and is a predicted model, not a curated record. Gene Ontology annotation, biological process: signal transduction.